This is a messenger RNA of Pistacia vera, 2689 nucleotides long. Its product is annotated as inactive poly [ADP-ribose] polymerase RCD1. The transcript has 8 exons. NCBI's taxonomy places the organism in Eukaryota, Viridiplantae, Streptophyta, Magnoliopsida, Sapindales, Anacardiaceae. Bases 498 to 2357 code for a protein of 619 amino acids. Gene Ontology annotation, molecular function: NAD+ poly-ADP-ribosyltransferase activity. The record is from RefSeq and is a predicted model, not a curated record.
CGUCGUAUUCACACCCAUCCUCCCCUUCUUUGUUCCGCUCUUGUUUCUCCAGUAGUUAGGGUUUGCUAUCUCCCUCUCUCUUCUUUCUUUUUGUUUCUCUCUCUCUCUCUCUUAAUCUAGCAUAAAGAAAAAAUAAAAAAUAAAAAUAAAAAUUGAAUUAGACAUAGGAAAUCUUCUCUCAUGAAAAUAAUCCUGCACCAAAUCGAAACCCUAACCGAUACUAGUUUUAUGUUUUCACAGGAGCAGAGCUAUUCAGGACUGUAUAUGAAUAACGGACUGGCUUAUCUUUUGUGAACUCAAUAUCCAUCAUAAAGAAAGAAGAGGAACUUGUACAGGAUGAACACUAACUGUGGUUGCUAGGAUUUGCUAGUUUACUCCAAUGGCACUGUUUCUCUGAAACGGGUGGCAGGUUAGAGUAGGGUUGUUGUAUAGCCUUAUUUUUAAACCUUUGGAUUUAACCUUUUUGAUAGGGAUUGAUCUAGUAGGUAGAAAUAGAAAUGGAUCCAAAGAUCGCAAAGGUAUUGGAUAGUAGUCGUAGAGUUGUGCUCGGUUUGAAGAGAAAGAGAGCCUCUCCAUAUGCUACAUAUUUUGCUGGAGCUCCCCGAGCAGUUUUACAGCAUUUGCCCCUCUACAAAUCGUCAACCCAAAAGCUUGGAAAGCGAAGGAAAUUGGAUGGAUGCAAAAGCAAAGUUGUGAGUGGGUGUCAUUUUAGAAAAUCCUUACUCCUUUGUUACUCAAAUUACAAGAAAAGUGGUAUUCCACAACGCCUUAUGUACUAUGAGAAUGGUGAUUGGACUGAUUUUCCUGAGGAUCUUAUUGCUUUUGUGAAGAAAGAUCUUCAAGUAAAGAAGGCAGCUGUUGAGGUUGAGCUAGAUGGUCAUCGUUUUCUGUUUGAUUUCCUGCAUAUGUUGCGACUGGACUUGAAAACAGGUACACAACAACCGAUUGCUUGGAUUGAUGAAACAGGCGCUUGCUUCUUUCCAGAAAUUUACACCGAUGGUGAUGAAUUGUAUGACUGCUGCCAAAAUGAAUGUGGCCAAGAUCAUGAAUUAAUGUGUAGGGAUUCUUAUGGGCCCCAUGAAAUAAAGCUGCAGCUUGAAAUUGACAUAGCUGGAGUGGAGCAGUCUAAGUUGAAGGAAUGUAGUGGGGAGUCAAAUGCCGUUAUUAAGCAGGUUCAAAUUGCACAAAAAUCUGCUGGUAACCAAUAUGUUGUGGAAGUUGAGGAUAGUUGCAACCGGAAAACUGAUGCAAAACUAGAUGAAGCUAUUGAGGACAAUCAGCAUAUGAAGACCAACAUAGUGAACAGGACUGAAUUGGUUGAUGAAAAGUUGGAUUCCGAUGCUGUACGGAAGUUUUUUUUAAUGGGUAUGAGACAUUUUGGUGGUGUAGAGAUACUUGAUAUACAGUGUUGUGCUAGUCCUACAAUGUCAGCUCGUUUUGAGCUUUUCCAGAAACAGCUUGAAAUUACAAAGAAGUAUCGUGGGGAUGCAAAUGUUCGAUAUGCAUGGCUUGCUUCAUCUAAAGGAGCACUACCUAUGAUUGUGACAUAUGGGCUUGGGCUUUGUGGAGCAUCCACAACUCAGUCUACAUAUGGCAUUGGUGUCCAUCUUGCUGCUGCAAGCUUUCCUGAUGCCAGUGCAAAUUAUUGUGAUGUUGACGAAAAUGGGGUACGACACAUGGUAUUUUGUCGUGUGAUUAUGGGAAACAUGGAGCAUUUAUGCCCUGGAACUAAACAGUUCCAUCCCAGUACAGAGGAUUUUGAUAGUGGAGUAGAUGAUCUUCAGAACCCAAGAAAUUUCAUAGUCUGGAAUAUGAAUGUGAAUACCCAUGUUUAUCCAGAAUUUGUUGUUAGUUUCAAGGUUGCCUCCAAUGAUGAAGGGAAUAUGGUCGGAAGUGAGAAUCAGCAUACGAUUUCUGCAGUCACUACAUCUUCACAAGGGCUUAAAAACCAUUUGCGAUUGGAAUCCUCUGCAGUUGAUUUUGGAACUGCUAGUCCUCUGGUUUCAGAAUCUGGGGGAUCUCAGGGAAAAGCUCCUAGUACUAAUUCAAGCAGUCCAAGGGCUCCCAAAUCCCCUUGGAUGCCUUUUCCUAUGUUAUUUGCUGCCAUAUCGAAUAAAGUUUCUCCUAAUGACAUGGAACUAAUUACCAAUCAUUAUGAACUAUUCAGGGCGAAGAAGAUAAGUCGUGAUGAUUUUGUCAAAAAGUUGCGAGUGAUAGUUGGAGAUGUUUUGUUGAGGUCUACAAUAACUGCUCUUCAAUGCAAGAUACCUUCCAAACGUGAAGUUGAAGUGGUGAAGCAAAAUGUUGAAGGAUCACCUGAGCUUCAGCUAACGUUAGGACCGUCUGCUGGAGUCUGAGCAGCUGUUCAAGGUCUCUCUGAAUUCUCUUAAUGGAUAUGCGGGAGAGGAGAGGAGAGGAGGCAAGGCUUGGUACAUGUUCGUUAGAAAUGUGUCGACAUGAAUUUGUGAAUAUAGUAAUGCGUCUGUUGAAGGAUGUUAGCUCUUUAGUUAUUUGAAAUUCUAGUUGUUUUACUUUGUUUUUAUUUUUGUUUUUGUUUUUGUUUUUGUUUUUGUUUUGUUUUGUUUUUUUAGUCUAGAUUAGUUCGACUUGAAUUGCCUUUGAGGUUGUGUUCGAAUUUAAGACUUUUCCCUUUAUUUUGCUUUUGGAAAUGCUACUCAUUUUUCUUCUA